AUGGUUCUUGAACACGCCCCCGUGACGGGGCUUCUUCUGGGCAUCUCCGUUCUCUCCCUGUCUUUUACUCCCCGGCAGUACAUCACAUUGCAGCAUCCGUACGUGGCCUCGGGAUGGAAAACAACCAUCAGACGUCUUCCAUUGGAAACAUUACCGUUUGGGUUGAUUGGUGUAUCUUUGAUAGACGUCACGUGUACGUUGCUGAUACUGUUCCAGAUGCGGAUCCUGGAACGGCGUUGGGGAUCUUCAUUGUUUCUCGCGUUUGUUAUGACAUCUGCCAUGACAGGCUCUGUGCUGCUCAACAUGUUCAUCACGGAAUCCACGCCGCCAUUAAAUUUGGAUCAGCUGCGCAUUUUGUCUUCUGGGGGCUCAAUUGUGCCGUUGGUGGCCCUUGUAACGCGCUAUGUUCUUGAGGUUCGUUCACUUUGCCGGUGGCGCGUUCCCCUACUCCCUAUUGUAAUAACCGAGUGGUCGUUGGUCUUUGCGCCCCUCAUACGACUGGUGAUGUUCCCCGCCACGGAGAUUCGCCCGAGGACACACAAGCAGCGUGCCAUUCACGUAGACAUCGGCUCCUGGACUCGCCUCAUGUUGGCCCUCUUAGGUAUCGUGUGGGGUAUCGCCUCCAAGGAGACACGGCUGCUUAAAUGGUGGCUGAGUUUUUCCAGCCGUUACAUCUGCCGUCCCUUCAUCAACUUCAUCCGUCCCGUUCUGUCCUGCAUGGCCGGAUCCACAAGUGUUGUAGAACUCGGUAUCCCUCGGCAGAAUAGCGGGGAACAGACGGUGACGAGCGGCCGCUACACAGUGGACAACCUCGCCGGACUCCAGGUGGAGGGACACGUGCGUGUGCACCGCGCGCGUCCGCCUGCGAAUGCCCUUUUUGGACAACAAAUGCGCCGGCGAAAUGAGAGAAACAAUGGGAGUCACGGCGGCUCAACGGUGAUGACUGAUGCUGUCACAGAGGAGCGCAUUGCACAAAUCAUGGAGCUUGGUCUGGGGUUUGACGCGGAGACAAUUCGCUUAGCCUUGAUUGAUGCAAAUGGGUACGUGGAUAUGGCUGUCGAAAAGCUCGUGAGCCGCCUUUGA
Molecule: messenger RNA, 1083 nt
Organism: Trypanosoma cruzi
Lineage: Eukaryota; Euglenozoa; Kinetoplastea; Trypanosomatida; Trypanosomatidae
Exons: 1
Coding region: 1-1083 (360 amino acids)
Molecular function (GO): protein binding
Source: RefSeq, a predicted model, not a curated record